AUGGCACCCGCCGCGCCCGCGCUGCUGUGGCUCUGCAUCGGCGCGCCCCUGCUGCCGCGGCUGGAGGCGGCGCGCGUGCGCGGCCGCCCUGCUGCGGGCCCGCGCCCGGCGGCCAGGGGGUACAACUUCGAGCGCUUCGUGCAAGACUUCGGGCGCAGCUACGCCCCGCACGGGGCCGAGUACCACCGCCGCGCCGGCCUGUUUGAGGAGUCGCUUGCGCAGAUCCACAGCGUCAACAUCCGAAACGCGGCAGAGGGCCGCCACUGGGUGGCGGGCGUCCACAAGUUCAUGGACUGGACGGAUGCCGAGAGGAGGUCCCUGCACGGCUACAAGCCCUCGUCCGUGCAUCGCAGGACCGCAGCGCUGCAGGUGGGCGCCUCCGCCUCGACGGGCCGCCGCGCGGCUGCCGGCGUCAACCGCACCGCGCGCCGCGCCGACGUGGACUCGGUGGAGGACCAGGGCCCACCGCUCUGGGACCAGGGCAACUGUGGUUCUUGCUGGGCCAUCUCGGCCGUGGAGGCCGUCGAGGCCCAGCUGAUGAAGCAGAACGGCGGGAUGAACACCCGCCUCUCGGCGCAGGCGCUCGUCGACUGCGUGCCCAACCCGCGCAAGUGCGGGGGCUCUGGCGGUUGCGACGGCGCCACGGGAGAGCUCGCCUACGAGUACAUGCGGGACCACGGCAUCCCCGUGGACGCCGAGGCGCCGUACACGGGCCGCACAGGUGUUUGCGGCAGCAGCUUCCUGCAGUCUACGUUCACGGGCACGCGAGCGCGGGUGGGCGGCUGGACCAACCUGCCCAGUAACCAGGCAGGCCCCAUGAAGCAGGCGCUCGUGGAGACCGGCCCUAUCGUUGUGGCCGUGGAUGGCGGCGAUUGGUUCAACUACGACGCCGGGAUCUUCGACGGCUGCCCCAAGGACGCCGUGCUGAGCCACGCGGUGUUGCUGAAGGGCUACGGCGACGAGGGUGGCAAGAAGUACUGGACGAUUCAGAACUCGUGGGGAAGGGAUUGGGGCGAGCACGGGGACAUCCGCCUGCUGCAGCACGAGGACGACCGCGCCUACUGCGGCUGGGACAGCAAGCCCACGGAGGGCGUCGGCUGCGAGGGGGGGCCUCCGAAGGUCGAGGUCUGCGGCAUGUGCGGCCUCCUGUACGACCCCGUCGUGCCCACGGGCGUCUACCUGGAGCACGGGGGCGGCGGCUUCGACGGCGCCGCCGCGGCCGCACCGCCCGCAGACGGCAGCCCGUUCGCACCUGCGGCGGCGGCCGACCCGUUCGCGACCGCAGCGGCGACCGACGCCCCGGAGACAACGGCGGCCCCUCGGGCCGCCACGACCGUUCACAACCUCGCGGAGGCGCCGGGGGCCCCCGUGCUCAGGGAAGGUACGGCGUCCUGGUGCUACGCCAUCGAGCAGCAGCUGGCCCAGGUGGUGAAGUGGGUGGAGGACCAUCAGGGCGAGUACGUCUUGUCGACCGACACAGAUAUCCAGUUCUUCCCGCGGUUCUUUCAAGUUCAGCAAGAAUGGCUUCUUUGGAUGCGCAGGGACUCCCUCGACAUGAUCUUCAUGCGGGAGCGGACUCAGCUGAUGCCGGAGCUGCGCGAGGGCGAAGUGAACACGGGAUUCUACAUUAUCCAUUGCAACGAGCGGACGCUGGCCUUCUGGCGGCAGGUGCUUUCUGACGAGCUCAUGCACCCCAAGAUGGAAGGAUGUCCACCGUACACGGAUCAGUACCACGUGAACCGCGCGCUGCUGUACAAACGUGGUGCCAGUCCUCAGCGUGGCGCUUUCGGUGUUCGGUGCGCCGCGCCGACUUUGAUGAUGCAGCCCUGUCCACGUCGCGAUGUGGUCACACUAUAG
This is a messenger RNA of Prorocentrum cordatum, 1857 nucleotides long. Lineage: Eukaryota; Dinophyceae; Prorocentrales; Prorocentraceae. The record is from the annotation of a GenBank genome assembly.